This is a messenger RNA of Cherax quadricarinatus, 8360 nucleotides long. Lineage: Eukaryota; Metazoa; Arthropoda; Malacostraca; Decapoda; Parastacidae. The record is from RefSeq and is a predicted model, not a curated record.
AUGGAGAUAGUGGCCCUGGCGAUGGAAAACAGCUCUGGUGGCACUAAUGGUGGCACCAAUGCUAUCACCACUGGUGGCAUCACUGGUGACAAAACUGUAGGCACCACUGGUGACAACACUGGUGGCACCGCUGGUGACAGCUAUGGUGGCACUACUGGUGGCACCAAUGGUAGCACCACUGGUGGCACCACUCGUGAUAACACUGGUGGCAACACUGGUGACACCACUGGUGGGACCACUCGUGACAACUCUUUUGGCACUACUGGUGGCACCAAUUGUAGCACCACUGGUGGCACCACUGGUGACAACACUGGUGGCACCACUUGUGACAACACAGGUGGCACCACUGGUGACAAUACUGGUGGCACCACUGGUGACAGCACUGGUGGCACAUCUGGUGACAACUUUGGUGGCACCAGUGGUGGCACCAAUGGUAGCACCACUGGUGGCACCACUGUGUGUGUUGUUUAUCUUACAGAGUGGGACAUCUUGCAGUUGCUGAGCAUCAACGGGUCACAGACGGGAGUGUCAGCAGCCAGGGGCCCCAUCCCUGACACUCCAGCCUGGAGGCUAAGGGCUCUCUACGACAACAUUCAGCUGGAUUCCAGCAUCGUUCCCAAGAUCGCCUCAACACUUCACGACCAGCUAAGUCUGUACUUCGUCUACAAGCAACACAAGAAAACUCUCGGGUCACUGAUCUCUAUUAACCUACCUGGCAAGAUCAAGCCUUUCCUCCAGGUGAUCUCCAAUCUGAAGUCUCAACACCUGAACUUGGUGUACCACAUCAAAGAAGAUACCAAGACCCACCAAGCCUCCUUCAAGCUGCCAGACAAGGUUGGAUGGACGUGGACGAGGUUGUUGAUCAGCAUCAACCAGACGGACGUGCGUGUGUGGAUCAACUGCGCAGACUACGACAAGCAGCGCCUGGCGGGACACAUUGAUCUGCAGAUACCUGAGGGAGGCUUAUUGUACUUCCGUCAGGAACCCGGACUCAAAAACAAGCUGAUUGGAAGCAUCCAGAUGGCUAAGCUAAUGAACUUCAGUGAGAACGACCGGGUGUGGAACUGCUCCUACGACUCCCAGUUUGGCCCAGGUUGGCGCCCGCCUCUCAUUGGUUAACUGACUAGCCCAGUCGUCGCCCAGCCUGCCCUCCCAUUGGCUAACUCUCUCGCCCAGUCGUCUUCCCCAUCCCCAAGAAAGUAGCCCAGGCGGCCUGUCCUCUAUCUCAGAUAAGGACCUCCCAAUAACAGCGUUGUGAGCUCAAAGCUAACACUUCGCCGACUGGGCUCAGCAGAGCUAUUCCAAGCUAACUCACUACCCAUCUGCUGCCCAACAUUUCUACCACUGCUGUCUUCUAACCUACAUAACACGCAUGUUGCACAACUGACAAAGGUGCUGAGAUCAAUAUGUGUGCUAUUAACGCUGUACAUUAGCUACGACUCUGUACAGAGAACGGGAGUACCGUUGUUUGUACUGAAUGUUAGUGGUCUGUCUUUCAGGAAACAGGACACUGAUUUGGCAGUCCUUCGUGGUAGCCUCUGGUAAGAUUCUGCUUGGAUGAUAUACAUGUUUUUAUUUUGUAUUUACAGCGAUGGACUUACGGGAUAAAGUUCCUGACUUACGGAACUUGAUACUCAAAAAAUGCUCUAUAUCUGGAUCCAUUUUGGUGAAGGUGCAUCUUUUAUCUUCGAAUCAUAUGAACUUGACCAUUUUUUUACUGGAUUUAAAGGUUAAAACCUUUUGCCUCGGCUCAGUUCUCUUUAAGAUACACACUUUUACGCACCUUACAUGACGCCCAUAAGAGUCUACUGACACCCAGGUACCUAUUUAUUACCAGGUGAAUAUGGGCAACAGGUGUUAGGAAAUUUGACCAUAAGGACACCCCAGGAUGCCACCCAGAACAUUCGAGUCAAACCCAGGUGAGGAGAAUUUAAGCUCUUUGAUAAGUGGGAAUCACACUUAUGUAUACAUGGAAGACUGAGGACCAAGCCAGCGUUCCUGCAAAUCCAAAAGUGAGCAGAGUAAGCCACUGAUUUGUCUCCUCAAGUGGGUUAUUGAAUCUGUUACUGUAGAGGGUUGCUAGAAAUGAGAAAACGUUUAGCGAGAUCUCAGAAAAUAGUCAGCCAUGAUGUGUUGUUUGUCAGCAUAAAAAGAAUGUUACGAGGCAGUAAAGAGAGGAUUUGUACACCCACGUACGCAAGCGCGAGUGAGCGCACACACACAAUACUAACAAAUCAGGUACAUACAAACCGCUUCAGUUAGUCAUUAUAUUAUACCUGUAGAAGGUCGUAUACCUUAUGUAUAAAAACAUACAUGAUAUACACCCACAUACUCAUUGUAUACAAUGUUCUUGUAUAUGAGUUUGUGUGAAUAUAAUAACGGUGUACAAUACCGACUAGUUGAUAAUUAAGACACAUGUGCAACAGUUAGGCAUCUUUAUUCCGAAACGUUUCGCCUACACAGCAGGCUUCUUCAGUCGAGUACAGAGGAGGCAGCAGAAGCAGUAGAGAUGUGAAGACGAUGUAAUCAGUCCAUCACCCUUCAAGACGUAGUUUUGAGGUGGUCAGUCCCUAACUGUUGCACAUGUGUUUUACCUAUCAUCAUAUUAAUUGGUAAUAGAUAAUAUUGAUAGAUGAUUUACAGAUAAGUUAAGUGGCAGGCAAAAAUCCCAGACAUUUACGUGCAUUCAGUAUAUCUAGUUACACCCAUGUACACCCAUGUACACAUACGUACAUUCAGUAUACUGGUAAAAAUCUCUGUUCCACAGGGCACAGUACUCAUCCCACUUCUGUUUCUCGUUCUGAUAUCCAACACUGACGAACUCAUAGCACCUUAAUAUCCUUUGCUGUUGACUCUAGCCAGAAUCUCUCCGAGAGUGACAUCUGUCGAAGUGAAAGAGAAUCUUCCACUGGAUCUCAGACUCAAGUGUGAUGUUUAUCGAGGACAAGUUUCAGUUGCUCCGCUAUGGAAGACUGGAGGAAAUAAAGUACUGGACAAGCUCAAAUCAUGUGCGAGACAUAGGAGUAAUGAUGUUAGAAGAUCUCACAUUCAAGGAUAACAACUAUGAUGUUAUUGCUGCCACAAGGAGAAUAUUAGGCUGGAUAACUGCAGCUUUCAAGACAAGUCAGUGAUAACAUACUUUAGGUCACUGGUUUUCUCCAGGCUGGAAUACUGCUGCAUACUGACGGCCGCCUUCAACACAGACGAGAUUGCUGAGCUGGGACACAUACUGAUAACUUUCACUGCUCGUAUACACUCAGUCAUCUGAACUAAUGGAAACUCUUGAAGUCCCUUCAACUAUAUUCCAUUCGUUGACGAGAAAAGUACAUAAUAAUUUACAACUACAAGAGCCUGGAGGAACUGUUCCACAACCUGAACAGCGAAAUCAUUCUGUAUGACAAGAAGAGACUUGGUAGACAGUGCAAAAAUGCCUUCACUAAAAAGCAGAGAAGCGACGAGUGUACUAUAAAUGGCGAUGAGUGUUAGAGGUCCUCGACUCUCCAACGGCUUCCCUUCAUGCCUGUUGGGAAUUACAAACAAACUUCUAGGUGUCUUCAAAGGGGAUUGGACAGGUUCUUCAAAUCAGUUCCUGACUAGCCGGGCUCUGGUUCAUACGUUGGACUGUACGCAGCCAGCAGUAACAGCUUAGUUGAUCAGGCCCAGAUCGACCAGAAGACCUGGUCUGGGACAAGAUCAAGGUUCUUCAGGUGUUCUCUAGUGUGUCCUCUCUAAUUCACCUGACAAUACAGGGUACAAGCCUGCAGUUUUGAAUGUCGUAGGUGACACUGCCUGGAACAAGUUAUGCUGUCGUAUAAGGUGACUACAAUGAAUGGAACAAUAGAUAACGUACACGGAUGCAGCACGGAUGUUUGUAUGAACAUACGAACAUUUCUGCUACAUUCGUGAACACGAAUGUAGCGCGAAUGUUGAUUUAUUAAUAUUAGAAUGAAAGCCUGCUGGAUGUACCAAUAUUCAGAGAAAUAGGAGAGGGAAUAUUAACACAUGAAGUCAAGAAUUGUUUAGGAUAGAAUAAGAGUGGGAUGAGAGAAGUGGGUUGUGUAAAAUAUUUACGUAUCUCGAGGUUAGAUGAGAGUACAGUUAGAGAUAUUGACACUUGUUAGGUGAAGGAUUGAGUAUUUUUGCAACAAGAAAUACAGAUAUAUAUAUAUAUAUAUAUAUAUAUAUAUAUAUAUAUAUAUAUAUAUAUAUAUAUAUAUAUAUAUAUAUAUAUAUAUAUAUAUAUAUAUAUACACAUAUGCAUAAAAGAGAAAAUUUAAAAAACAGGAAAAUCACAGUAUCGUGGCUGGAACAAUUCCCAGCUGAGAGUUCAAAGAGGAACGAUGUUUCGGCUGCUUGUGGACCAUCGUCAGGGUGCGAGUGAGAGAAACGAAGAGACAAUCAAGAGACUGGUCAACUCAAGAGGUCAGAAGAAAGGUCAGGUCACGUGACCCAGCUUUAGCACCAUCAUUGGUACCUUUGUCUCUGCAGUGGCUAAGAAAGAACAGACUGUGUGGAUGGGUCUGUGAAGACUAAGAAAGGAAUUGAUAGCUGUAUUUGGGAUAGUUUUAGGAGAGAACUUUUUGUCUGAAUACUUUGGUCCACAUGAUGGUCAGAAAGAUGAACUCUACUACUACUGUGUUCCUUAAGAUGAUCUGAAAAAAGUGACCAGUUUUACCUGUGUACUGAAGUGGCUAAGACUACAGCAGUGACCCGAACCUCACUGUCACCUCGUCCUUCAUGUCUCUGUCUGAUCCUCACCUCUUCACCUGUCCUGUCACCUCACCUGCUGACUUCUAUCUACCUCUUACGGACCGAAACAUCGUCUAACUCUUCCUUUUGUGAAUUGUAAGUUACAGGAGAAAUAAAUUUGGUGAUUAAUCACACACUGGAAUGUUUGAGGCUUAUUAAACGACAGAAACAGUAAGAUAAAUGGGGUAUGUGAGGAGAACAGUGUCAGUGUAAUAGAGAAGUGAACGUGAGUGAAUCAGAGGUGAUGGUUAGUGGAUAAUGAAAGAAUGUGUUGGAAGAAAGGUGGGUUAGUGUGAGGAGGUGUGGUGUGGGUGUAGUGCUGCUGGAGUGUGCAGUAGAGGGUAGUGUAUACAGCAGGGUGGGUUCAGGUGGCAAGAGGAAUGAUUGGUGGAAUGAUGAGUUGAGUGUGGAGGCAGUGUGUGAGGCAGUGUGUGUGAGGCAGUGUGUGUGAGGUAGUGUGUGAGGCAAUGUGUGCGAGGCAGUAAACAGUACCAGAAGUGAGAGUAGAGGCAAUGUGUGAGGCAGUGUGUGAGGCAGUAAAUAACACCAGAAAUGAGAGUAGAGGAAGUGUGUGAGGCACUAAACAGCACUAGAAAUGAGUGGGGAGGCAGUGUAUGAGGUAGUAAACAGCACCAGAAGUGAGAGUAGAGGCAGUGUGUGAGGCAGUAAACAGCACCAGAAGUGAGAGUAGAUGCACUGUGUGAGACAGUAAACAGCACCAGAAGUGGGUAUAGAGGCAGUGUGUAAGGCAGUAAACAGCACCAGAAAUAAGUGGGGAGGCAGUGUAUGAGACAGUAAAUAGCAUCAGAAGUGAGUGUGGAGGCGGCAGUGUGUGAGGCAGUAAAUAGCAUCAGAAGUGAGAGUAGAGGCAGUGUGUGAGGCAGUAAACGGUACCAGAAGUGAGAGUAGAUGCAAUGUGUGAGGCAGUAAACAGCACCAGAAGUGGGUGUAGAGGCAGUGUGUAAGGCAGUAAACAGCACCAGAAAUAAGUGGGGAGGCAGUGUAUGAGACAGUAAAUAGCACCAGAAGUGAGAGUAGAGGCAGUGUGUGAGGCAGUAAACAGCACUAGAAAUGAGAGUAGAGGCAGUGUGCGAGGCAGUAAAUAGCAUCAGAAGUGAGAGCAGAGGCAGUGUGUGAGACAGUGUGUGAGACAGUGUGUGUGAGGCAGUGUGUGUGAGGCAGUGUGUGAGGUAGUGUGUGAGGCAGUGUGUGAGGCAGCAAGGACGAUGAAAGGGGGUAAUGCAGGUAAGACAGAUGGGCUUUGGGCUGAGAGAGUAAUGGCGGGUGGAAGAUGCAGUAUGGUAAGAUCUUACAGGUGAGGAUACUGGGUGGUAAGAUCUUACAGGUGAGGAUACUGGGUGGUAAGAUCUUACAGGUGAGGAUACUGGGUGGUAAGAUCUUAUAAGUGAGGAUACUGGGUGGUAAGAUCUUACAGGUGAGGAUACUGGGUGGUAAGAUCUUACAGGUGAGGAUACUGGGUGGUAAGAUCUUACAGGUGAGGAUACUGGGUGGUAAGAUCUUAUAAGUGAGGAUACUGGGUGGUAAGAUCUUACAGGUGAGGAUACUGGGUGGUAAGAUCUUACAGGUGAGGAUACUGGGUGGUAAGAUCUUACAGGUGAGGAUACUGGGUGGUAAGAUCUUACAGGUGAGGAUUCUGGGUGGUAAGAUCUUACAGGUGAGGAUACAGAAUGGAUAGAUCUUGCCCAUUGAUUACCAUGUUGCUUGCACGUGUAAGAGAAAGGAGAACAUGAGAUUAUUUAGAUCAACAAGACGAAAAGUAGAAAUGAAGAUGAACGAGGAGGAUUUAGAGAAGAACGAGGAUAUGUAGAUCAAGUGUUUACAUUAAAACACGUACUUUGUGCUUGUUACAGCCAUGAAUUUAGGAAAGGGAUACCCUAGGGUAGUUAGUGAGUCUAGGGUAGUUAGUGAGUCUAGGGUAGUUAGUGUUGCAGGCGUUGCAAAUGUAUGAAGUGAGGGUAAGUUGUUGAAAGAUUUUACGAAGAGAAUGUCCCUCUUGGUCAGCCAUUUACAAAAAAAGGGAAAGAAGCUUCGGUAAAAAGCGAGCCUCGUUCUAGGACGUGUAAUGUCACUGGUCGCUCGACAUUUUAAGUGAUGAAGUUGUAAAAGAUGUGAAUGAUGUGAGGAUCAGAAGAUAAUGUGAUGUGAGGUGAGAGAUGUGACAUAGUUGCUCUUUGUUGAUGAGGGAGAUUAGGUGUGUAAAAGAAGAAAAUUUAAGGAAAAUAGCAGGAGGAGAGUAAGAAUUAAGUGAAUGAAAGAUUAACUCUCAGAUUGCUGUAACACUUUACGACAGCUCACAAAAUGCGUGCAAAACAAAUAACUGAAAAAGUACAUGGAUGGAUAUUUAAUAUUCUAAUGAACUGAGCCCAAAUGGUAAUAAUAAAGAGUGUGAAGUCAGAGGCUGCCAGAGUGAAAAGAAUUGUUUCCCAAAGCUCAAUACUUACCCUUGUUCUCUCUCUCAUUCUGACAUUCUACUUAGACACAUAAAACAUAGAACCGUGUAAUCCACUGCUUAUAGAAUGUGAAUGAGAGCGACAUCUAUUGAGGACACAGCACACCUCCAAGCUCAUGUAAACAAAGUCUUGCAGUGGACCACUGACAACAAUAUUAUGUUUAAUGAGGACAAGUUGCAGUUACUUCGUUAUUAUGUAAAGAUUGAGGAAUUAAGACUGGAAAAUAGAAUAAAGAUAACUCAGAUUACUAGACAGAGUGCAAGGCUAUUGUGAGAGACCUGGAAGUGAUAAUGUCAGAGAAUCUCGCCUUCAAGCAUCACAACAGUGUCACUAUCACGACAGCAAGGAAAAAUGAUAGGCUGGAUAACUUGAACCUUUAAAACAAGAGAUACCAAUUAAGAGAUACUAUUCCAGUCUCUUAUUGUCUCUAUCCUGUACUCUAACAGCUCCAGCAGCGCUGUAUGACACUUCUCGGUUUAGCGCCGUCUUUAAUUAUAAUAAUAAUAAUCUAACAUCUCCGUUCAAGUCAAAGGAAACCAGAGACCCGAAGAAUGAAUGUACAGCACACAGAACCUUCACUGCUAGUAUACACUCAGUCAAACACCUACAUUACUGCGAACGUUUGAAAUCCCUCGAUCUGUACUUCCUGGAACACUGGAGAAAAAGGUACAUUGUAAUCUCGACAUGGGAAAUUCUGGAAGGACUGGCCCCAAAUCUGCACACAUCAAUCAUCUCACAUAAAAUAAAUGCUUGGCAUACCAUGCAAAUACUACCAAUUAAAAGCAGGGGAGUAAUAAGUACACCAAGGAAAAACUCAUUAAGCCUGCAAGGACCAAGACUUCUCAACACCCUACCAUUAUAUAUAAGAAGGAUGCUAACACGCCCCUUAGAUUUCUUCAGUAGAGAACUUGACAAGUUUCUCUAUUUAUUCCUGAUCAGCCCUAGUGCAUACGUAGUACUUAGUGAGGCUGGCACCAGCAGUCUGGUGAAUUAGGUCAUCUGUCAAGAGACCUGGUCUGGGACAGGGCAGCGGCGGGGGAGUUGACCCCUCAACACUCCAAGAAAAACUUUCUAAUUCAGCUUGGUGGGAAAGUGGAAAAAGUAAGUGUAUAUACAUAAGACAUUAUAUAUAUAUAUAUA